Rhinolophus ferrumequinum (greater horseshoe bat) is the source of this 1470-nucleotide messenger RNA. It is a transcript of the gene GDF7, whose product is annotated as growth differentiation factor 7. Gene Ontology annotation, molecular function: growth factor activity; cytokine activity. Bases 44 to 1402 code for a protein of 452 amino acids. The transcript is spliced from 2 exons. Lineage: Eukaryota; Metazoa; Chordata; Mammalia; Chiroptera; Rhinolophidae. The record is from RefSeq and is a predicted model, not a curated record. Gene Ontology annotation, biological process: SMAD protein signal transduction; BMP signaling pathway. Gene Ontology annotation, cellular component: extracellular region.
GCCACGGAGCCCGCGCCUCCCGCCCGCCUGGCCCACGGAGCCCAUGGACCUGAGCGCGGCCGCCGCGCUCUGCCUCUGGCUGUUGAGCGCCUGCCGCCCCCGCGACGGGCUCGAAGCGGCCGCCGUACUGCGAGCGGCGGGGACAGGGCCGGCCGGGAGUCCUGGGGGCGGCGGCGGCAGCCGGCGGACUCUCCCCGCGGCUGCGGGCGCCUCCGCUGCCCCUGCUGCCACGGCUCCCGGGGCCCGCGCUGCGCGCCGCGCCGCUGGCUCCGGCUUCAGGAACGGCUCGGUGGUGCCUCACCAGUUCAUGAUGUCGCUUUACCGGAGCCUGGCCGGGAGGGCUCCGGCCGGGGCAGCCGCCGCCUCCACCUCGGGCUCUGGGCGCCACGGCCGCGCGGACACAAUCACCGGCUUCGCAGACCAAGCGACCCAAGAUGAGUCGGCAGCCGAGACCGGUCAGAGCUUCCUGUUCGACUUGUCCAGCCUUUCCGACGCCGACGAGGUGGUGGGCGCGGAGCUGCGCGUGCUGCGCCGCGAGUGUCGGGAGCCGGGCCCGGGCAGCGCGAUGCCCCCACCGUUGCUGCUGUUGUCCACGUGUCCCGGUGCCGCCGGCGCGCCGCGUCUGUUGCACUCUCGGGCCGCGGAGCCCCUAGACCGGGCGCGCUGGGAUGUGUUUGACGUAGCGGACGCCGUCAGGCGCCACCGCCGCGAACCUCGUGCCACCCGCGCGUUCUGCCUGUUGCUGCGCGCAGUGGCCGGUCCCGCGCGGGGCCCGCUGGCCCUGAGGCUGCUGGGCUUCGGCUCGCGGGGCGGAGGUGGUGCGGCGGCGGCGGCGGAGGAGCGCGCGCUGCUGGUCGUCUCCUCCCGAACGCAGAGGAAGGAGAGCCUGUUCCGCGAGAUCCGCGCCCAGGCCCGUGCGCUCGGGGCCGCGCUUUCUGCGGAGUCACCGCCCGACCCGGGACCCGGCACUAGGUCGCCGAAGAUGGUCAUCAGCGGUCGCAGGAGGCGGCGGACAGCGUUGGCCGGGGCUCGGGCGGCGCAGGGCAGCGGCGGAGGCGCCGGCCGGGGCCAAGGUCGCAGGGGCCGGAGCCGCUGUAGCCGCAAGCCGCUGCACGUGGACUUCAAGGAGCUGGGCUGGGAUGACUGGAUCAUCGCGCCGCUGGACUACGAGGCGUACCACUGCGAGGGCGUUUGCGACUUCCCGCUGCGCUCGCACCUUGAGCCCACCAACCACGCCAUCAUUCAGACGCUGCUCAACUCCAUGGCGCCGGACGCGGCGCCGGCCUCCUGCUGCGUGCCCGCGCGCCUCAGCGCCAUCAGCAUCCUCUACAUCGAUGCUGCCAAUAACGUGGUCUACAAGCAAUACGAGGACAUGGUGGUGGAGGCGUGCGGCUGCAGGUAGCACGCGGGCCGGGCCGGGCCGGGCCUGGGAGGCGGCAGCAGCGCCGCCGCCGCCGACCCCCUGCGAGG